Colletotrichum orchidophilum is the source of this 987-nucleotide messenger RNA. Its product is annotated as fatty acid hydroxylase. Lineage: Eukaryota; Fungi; Ascomycota; Sordariomycetes; Glomerellales; Glomerellaceae. The record is from RefSeq and is a predicted model, not a curated record. Gene Ontology annotation, biological process: lipid biosynthetic process. Gene Ontology annotation, molecular function: iron ion binding; oxidoreductase activity. The coding region runs from base 1 to 987 and encodes 328 amino acids. The transcript has 3 exons.
AUGGACGUCGCGCUCGAGCUCCUCGACCCCCUCGUCCUGGACAAGGCCUACGCCUACUUCGUCCCCGCGCCCACCACAACCGGCGUCGCAUACAACGCGACCGGCGACGCCUUUUCCGCCUCCUCCUCCGCCUCCUUUGCACCAUCAGAUUUUACAAACUCGUACGGCUCCGCCUGGCCCCGCGACAGCAUCCUGCGCCAAUGCGUCUCCAUCUUCGCAAUCACUCAGGUCGGCGCCUGUCUCCUUUACUGGAUCUUCAGCCCGCUCUCCUACUACCUCAUCUUUGACCGCCGCCUCGAGCACCACCCGCGCUUCCUCAAGAACCAGAUCCGCCAGGAGAUUAUCUCCUCCAUGAAGGCCGUCCCCGUCAUCAAUAUUUUGACGCUACCCUUCUUCCUCGCCGAGGUCCGCGGCAAGAGUCUGCUGUACACCCACAUUAACGAGUACGGUCUCUUGUGGAUGGCUAUGUCUGCCUUGGUCUUCAUGGUCUGGAAUGAUAUCGCCAUUUACUGGAUUCACCGCCUCGAGCACCACCCCUCUGUCUACAAGUACAUUCACAAGCCACACCACAAGUGGAUUGUGCCUACGCCCUGGGCCGCCCUCGCCUUCCACCCUCUUGACGGCUACGUCCAGUCUCUGCCCUACCACGUCUUUGUCUUCUUCUGCCCCAUCCAAAAGUACCUCUACAUGGGCCUCUUCGUCCUCGUCCAGAUCUGGACCAUCCUCAUCCACGACGGCGACAUGAUCUCGGGCCACUGGCUCGAAAAGUACAUCAACAGCCCCGCCCACCACACCCUCCACCACAUGUACUUCACCGUCAACUACGGCCAAUACUUUACCUGGGCCGAUAACUACUUUGACUCUCACCGCGCCCCCCAACCCGAGCUCGACCCCCUCCACGAUGCCCUCAAGGUCAUGCGCGCAAAGGGCCUCGUCGACGAAAAGGGGAACCCGAUUCCCCAGGACGAGAAGAAGAAGGAUCUGUGA